AUGGUUUUCCUUUCACACGCAGUUUCUGAUGCUCGCAUGAACGAUGAGGAAUAUACAGAUCCUGUAGAGACAACAAUUUAUGGAACUCGCUGGGCAGCAAACGAUAUACCAACAUAUGAAAUGCCAGAAGGAAAUAUGCCUGCAAAUGUUGCAUAUCGAUUAAUUAAAGAUGAACUUGCCAACCGUUGUGUUAACAUCAUUGCCCGUCUUUUUAAUGCACCCAUGGACGAUGCUCAUGCAGAGUCUUUAGGCUGCUCAACUGUAGGAUCUACAGAAGCCAUUAUCUUAGCUACUUUAGCAAUGAAGCGUAGAUGGCAAUUGGCCAGAAAAGCAAAGGGAUUAUCAACCGAAAAUCCCAAUUUUAUCAUGGGAGCAAAUUGUCAGGUAGCUUGGCAUAAAGCCAUGAGAUAUCUCGAAAUAGAAGGUCGUGAAGUACCAUGCACCAAAGAGUUAUUGUAUAUGGACCCUAAAAAGGCCGUUGCUCUUGUUGACGAAAACACUAUUGGUGUUUGUGCUAUCUUAGGAUCAACGUACACUGGGCAUUAUGAAGAUGUUCAAACUCUUGAUUCUUUAUUGGAGGCCAAAUGUAAGGAGAAUGGUUAUGAUGUCGGUAUCCAUGUCGAUGCUGCCAGUGGUGGAUUUGUCACUCCUUUUACCGUCCCAAACUUGGUUUGGGAUUUCCGACUACCAAGAGUGCAUUCGAUCAAUGUUUCCGGCCACAAGUAUGGUUUGACCUAUCCCGGUAUUGGUUGGGCUGUAUGGAGAGGAAAGGAUUAUCUCCCCGAAGAUCUUGUUUUCAGAAUCAAUUAUCUUGGUUCAGAUCAGGCAUCUUUUACCCUUAACUUCAGUAAAGGCGCAUCCAACAUUAUUGCUCAGUAUUAUGUCCUUAUUCGUCUAGGAAAGCUCGGAUUUACACACAUCAUGAAGAACUUGAUCAGUAAUGCAGAUUACCUGUCUGAUCAGUUAGAAGCUACCGGAAAGUUCAAUAUAUUAAGCGAGAAAAGCGGCCGAGGACUCCCACUUGUAGCAUUUAGUCUUAAGGCAAAAAAAGUUUAUGACGAGUUCGAUCUUUCGUCCAAACUUCGUGAACGUGGCUGGAUUGUCCCUGCUUAUACUAUGGCUCAUGAACUGGAAGAUAUGAAACUUGUCCGUGUAGUUGUUCGUGAAGAUUUUUCACGCAAUCGCUCCGAGAUUUUACUUCGUGAUAUUUUAGCAGCCAUAUCUUUAUUAGACAGUUUGGAUGAAAAGGCCCUUGAAAGUCAUCGUAAAUACCGCCGCUCUAGUGCUAGACACAGACAUCGCUCCACUCUUAGCCCAAAUAGAGCUCCAAACACCAAGGGUAAAGCUGGCAAGGCCAAGACGGCUCCCGGUGUUUGUUAA
Mucor mucedo is the source of this 1380-nucleotide messenger RNA. RefSeq names its product glutamate decarboxylase. Bases 1 to 1380 code for a protein of 459 amino acids. The transcript is spliced from 12 exons. Gene Ontology annotation, biological process: L-glutamate catabolic process. Lineage: Eukaryota; Fungi; Mucoromycota; Mucoromycetes; Mucorales; Mucoraceae. The record is from RefSeq and is a predicted model, not a curated record. Gene Ontology annotation, cellular component: cytosol. Gene Ontology annotation, molecular function: pyridoxal phosphate binding; glutamate decarboxylase activity.